This is a messenger RNA of Lucilia cuprina (Australian sheep blowfly), 1389 nucleotides long. Its product is annotated as telomere-binding protein cav. The record is from RefSeq and is a predicted model, not a curated record. The transcript has 2 exons. The coding region runs from base 82 to 1305 and encodes 407 amino acids. NCBI's taxonomy places the organism in Eukaryota, Metazoa, Arthropoda, Insecta, Diptera, Calliphoridae.
CAACUUUUAGAUGAAAAACAUAAACAAACAGAAAAUGGAAUUGUUUUGAGCGCCACAAAAAAAUAGGAAACAAUAAUUACAAUGAGUGAUGAAAAUAAUAGUAAAGUAUACAAUCAUUAUCUGGAAUUAAGUAAACCUACCAAAGAGGAUUUAAAAAGAGUCUUCACGGAAGACGAACUAAAAGAAUUAUGUUUAAAACACAAAUGUCGUGUGAAUAUGUGGCGAUGGAAUGUGGCCAAUGAGUAUCGUAUAGUGUUUACAGAAAGUGGACGCUAUCAAAGAUGGUCGGAACGUGAUCGUUUACGUAUGCUGGCCAAGGCGGUGAAUAAAAUGAAGCCAGCUGUUCUUUACGACGAGGAGGAGAUAUUAAAAACACGAAAAGAAGAAUGGGCUUUUCAAUUAAAGGAGAAUAUUUUAUCAUUGGACUAUUGGCGACGCGAGGAGUUACGCAGUAAAAGUCCUCGGCUUAGGGUAUCUGAGUCUGAAGAAUUCGAAGAACUAUCCCAAAUGGCCGUUAAUACAGAAUCUAUGAAUGUAAAUGAAUUUUUGACAGAAAAUGCAAAUGAAAUUCAAGACUUUGAUUUAGAAGUAGAAAGAAACAUUGAAGUUCACACAGAAUCUAUGAAUAGCAGUGAAUUGCUAACACAAUCCCAAGGACAAAAAGUAACCAGGAAAAAAGUAACUUUCAACAACAGUCUACUUACAACACAAACUCAGGGACAGGAAGCUCACCAAGAAAAAACUACUCCAAUCAACCGUCAAAGCGUAAUAACAGAAAAUGUUUUAAGCCAAAAAGAACUAGAUCAAGCAGUUGAAUCGCAACUCGAAGUUAAUACUGAAUCUAUGAAUGUUAACGAACUAUUGACACAAACCCAACAAGAGCAACUACAACAGCCUUUAGAAGAGGUACCCUUUAUAGUACUAACACCAGCAACAUCUACACAAAGUGAUAAUGAUAAUAUUUUAUUGGCUGACAUUGAAGACGAUGAUAUAAUGGAAGAUGACGAAGACUCUGAAGAUUCUAUUGAGACCGUACAACUCAAUAGUAAUGAACGUCAAUUACACGUACAAGUUGCAAAAGGUGAGACUUUACAAUCUCAAGAAGUUGCACCCGAAAUUGAAAAUCUUUAUGAUGUUAACACUAUGUCAAUGAGCAUUGAUUCACAAAUGGUCAGUCAAUCCCAAGAACUACCAUAUGAACAGUCCCAAGAUGUUAUACCGGCUAGUUAUGAUAAUUUUAUAAAUAUUAUACCCGUUACCUCGACACAGUCGCAAAGUGAAGAAUUAUCACAGGAGAUUGUAUAAUGUGUUCGGAAUAAGAAUGUAUUUAAAAAUUGUGUUUUUUUAUUAAUAAAAUUUAUACAUAAUUAGAAUGUUUUAAUAAGAGUA